AUGGCUACUCGAACGCUCGAGAAAAUACGCAGGGCUCAGUCCCUCCUUCGCGAAUGCCAUGGCUGGCUUGUGCAAAACGAUGAGCUCCUGCUAGCAGUUGAGCUGUGCGCAAUAGAAGGCAACCUCGCACUUCUCUUCGAGAACAGAGGUCUUCCCAGUUCCCCUGUCCUGGAAUUCAAGAAACGGAGGUUCCUCCCCUUCCAGAAACGCCGAAACCGCCGUAGAGCCUACAAUGACUACCGCAGACCUCAUCCAAUUAACAGGGGCAAGCGCGAAGCCUCCGCAAGUCGCGCUGGCGACACGCAAAAUUCCCAGGCUCAGGCAACAGCAAGUACCGCUAGGGACACAGCGAGGGACUCAAGUAGCCCUGAUGCCGACCCCGGACCCCCUCGAGUUCAAGCUGCCGUGACAGCAACAUCGCCGCCAGAGGGCGUGCUAUUGGAUUUCAACCACGACGUGGAAUUUGUACGAUUUCCACCAAACAUGGUCGCCGACAUGGAAGCAGCACAAACGGCCAAUCUUGAAUCAAAGGGGAAGCAGAGCUUGUCAGAGCGGCCCGCUGUUAUAGGCAGCGAUGGGCCAGCUCGGGGGGUCUUGGUCCCGGUGGACGGUGACGAUGGAUCCUUCCACCAGACCAUUGCUGCUGCGGUUCAUGCCGGCUCAGCGGGUCUGGACACCCCCGUCAGCAGCCACUGUUCUCCCGCGGUAGUCAAGGAAUGUGUUGUCCUAGUCACGACCCAACCACCGCUGCCAGGUUCGCCCGUGUCCGGCUCCAUUGAGGGCAGGUUACCUCAUGCAUCGCACACAAACCAGCGGGCGCAGGAGGUCACUAGGGGCACGUUGAUUGAUCUUGACAAUGACCUGACUGUCGUCCUUCCAGGUGGAUUUGACGCCGACACACGUCCAGAAGAAAAGGAUUUGCUUGCAGCUGGCCUUGAUUCCGGGUUUACCCACAAUCUUGCACCAGAGGAAGAAGACGAUGAGAUCGUUUUCCAGGGAAAUGCAGCAAACGGUAUCCGUCCGGAUUUCAAGGCCUUGUUUGUCAGUUCAGACGAUGACUCUCAAACCGGUCGUCGUGCUAUUGAUCUCACAGCAGUCCUCAAGAAAUAUUCGGAGGUGAUCAUUUGCAAUUGA
Molecule: messenger RNA, 1134 nt
Organism: Penicillium mononematosum
Lineage: Eukaryota; Fungi; Ascomycota; Eurotiomycetes; Eurotiales; Aspergillaceae
Exons: 3
Coding region: 1-1134 (377 amino acids)
Source: RefSeq, a predicted model, not a curated record